AUGAUUUUAGGGCUUUCAAGAGGAACCAGACAUCGCAUCUCUGGGCUUCGAAAGGCACUAUUCAACCGGCACACAGCCCCUUAUUACCUAUCACCUCGCUCUCCAGUAGACCCGUAUAUCAGCCAGUAUGCAGCCUACGCCCCAUCUCUCCCGGAUCCUGCACCAUCAUCAUUCUACAAACCGUCAUAUCCAUCGCUGCCAUUGAGUCCCACACAGUAUUCAGACCCAUCUGUUUCAUCAUAUCCAUCACAGUCCCCUUACCCUUAUGCCUACCCUGCCCCAUCCCAUUACCCUUAUCCAGCUUCCGCUCCUUCAUCAUACUACUCCCCAGUUUCAUCAUACCCAUCCCAACCAUAUGCCCCGUCAACGUCAACCACUCCCUUCUCGUCUCAAUCCCAGCAACUGUCUUACUCAUCGUCAUCAAGCCCUCACACUUACGAUCAGAGUCAGCAGAUGUCUUAUACUUCUCCUCUCACCUCAUCUGCUGAAGUUUCAUCCAUUAGUAACUCUGCCGCCUAUUUAAUCCCCGCAAAACCUUCUCAAACGAUCAGUGACGCUGCUAAGAAACCCAAGCCUAAACCGACACCUCCGGAUAGAACAGAGACGUUUGAGAUCAGAGGAAGAUGUAAGCAAGUGAAUAACCUUGUUUGUUAGGAACUUUUACACCAUUGUAAUCAUGUCUUAUGCACCUUUCAAUUAAGGUGGCCCUAAACACUUUCCAAACUCUUUUAAACUUGCCACAGGUACUAGAUUCCGGGAUCCUGGUCGGUGGAACUUGGAUUCCGGAUUCUGAUCGCAGCACUUGAAAUGCACGGUAUUAAUUUCACUUCAAAUACAAUCUUUAAGUGUGCUGCACUUUGCAUUUCAGUCUUCAAAAGCAUCGGUUGCUGGGCAGACUCUCAGCAAGACCGUGCCAUGGAUAGUUUAGAAGGAAAGUUCUCAAAGCUUAAACAACAUGAUUACAAGACCAGAGUAAAUGCCCUGAUGAAAUGCGCCGAAGCAGCAGAUGAAAACGACCUCGAGCUGUUUGCUAUACAGAACGGUGGUCAGUGUUUUGGCGGGAGAAACGACAAGAACACAUAUCGCAAACAUGGGCCUAGUUCAGAUUGUGGAGGUGAUUAUAAUCGUUCUCCAUCCUCUAUUUGGCGAUUCUUAAAACUUGACAUCCCUUAAAAACUUUCAAAAAAAAAGGAAAAUAAAUUCUGUAUUUCGAGAAUUCAGUGCAGUGCUAAAUUUACCACUUUAUUGAAGCCACAGCUAUCUAAGAACUUGCUACAUCCAUUAAAGUUUAUCCGCAACUUGUCUUAAAGUUAGUUGACUUCCCUGACUAGACGGCGAACUGUUACACUUGAAUUAGAGAUAUCUACCAGUUGUUGGACAGGUAAAAACCCUUAGCGAUUAUCAUGAAUUAAUUUUACAUUUGAAGUGUGAUGAUGGUGUUAUCAUCAAUUAUCAUCAUCACAUCAUCAUCAUCAUCAUCAUCAUCAUCAUCAUCAUCAUCAUCAUCAUCAUCAUAUUAUUAUUAUUAUUAUUAUUAUUAUUAUUAUUAUUAUUAUUAUUUAGUUAUAUUACCAUUUUGUUUUCAGGUGAUGGCGAAGGAGGGCCUUGGAGUAACGAGGUGUAUAGGUGAAGGACUAAACUAGAAUAAAUUAGAAAAAUUACAUAAUAUUUAUCUCCCCCCCCCUCCCCUAACAAAGUCAUUUACAACAUUUUAAAUUAAUUUCUGCGUUAUCGAAAUCAAUUUACAGCACACACUCACACAUAUUCUUCUGUUUCCUCUGUAAUUGUAUGGGGCAUAAAUUAGUUAUUCAGAUUCUGUUUUGACGCUUAUUUUGAAUAAAUUGUAUGUGAUCUGAAAUAGUUUUCUAGAUGAGGAUGGCCAACUACUUGUAGAACCACCAAAAGAAACUGCAAUGGACAGCAACAAUAAAUCAAGCAAUAGUUCAAAGUCUGCAGGAUGUCCGAAUCCGUGCGCAAGUACUAGCACUCCCCAGCAAGUCUCACCUCCGAUGUGUCCGAGCUCCUGCACAAAUAACCCCCCUCAGCAAGUAUCGCCCCCAGUAUGCCCAAAUCCAUGUGGUAAUAAUCAGUCAUCACCAGCCUCUGGGAAUAAUUCGUGUCCAAAUCUCUGCUCAAAUAAUCCCCCACAGCAAGUAUCGCCCCCAGUAUGCCCAAAUCCAUGUGGUAAAAAUCAGUCCUCACCAGCCUCUGGGAAUAAUUCGUGUCCGAAUCCCUGCCCAAAUAAUCCCCCUCAGCAAGUAUCGCCCCCAGUAUGCCCAAAUCCAUGUGAUAACAAUCAAUCCUCAACAGCUUCUGGGAAUAAUUCGUGUAGCAGUCCUCAACAAAGUUGUGGUGGAGGAUGUCCGAUGCCAACUUCCGGUUGCAUUAGUAAGUCCUCUUUUUUAAAUUUUUAAUCCGAUUUUCAACAGACCAUUCCUCUCUCUUCAACAUAAUCUAAGAAUUAAUUUUUUCCUUUACUGCUGGUGAAAUAAUGUAACUUAAGCUUAUUCAAACGUUCAAGUGCCCACGAGAAUGGGUCUUCAUCAUAAUACCAACCUCCUGUCGAAUGCUAGCUCACAGUACGGUCCUCUCAGCAUUGUUCCACUUUUUAGAUUAACACAUUAAGAAGAAACGACAAAAUGUCUGUUAGGUCGAAGUCUCUAAACCUAAUGCCACCGGCAUGCAGGUCCGGCGAUUUAGAGUCCAACACACACCAGGGUACCAGGGUGCCAAUGCUCAAUGCAUUGAUAAUGUUCACUACUUUUUGGCAUUAUUGUUCUAUUCCCAGGCACUAAUAACAAAGUUAAUGGAACAGCUAAAGGUAAGUAAAAUAAUAAUAGACUUCUUAAUUUGCUUUGUUCUAAAACAAGUUAACAAGAAUUCAGGCUUUAUAACUAUUGCGUGUGUUUACGAAUCUGCGAGUACUAUUACUAAAAAUUUUUUUUUUGGUCUUGUUGAUCAGUCCGUCAUACCAAUAAUGAUCGAAUGAAAUUUUCCUUUUCUCUGAAUAGGACAAUCAACUAAAGGUAACAACACCAAAUCACCUGGCGGAUGCACACCGAGUGUGAUGGAAGGAAGCCCAUGUAUGCCCCAGGGGGCACAGUCCGGGGGAUGUGGAGCUAUGGAAGUAAUGACUCCCUGUCCAUCUCCAACAGAUAUCUCUGGGGGAUGUGCCUCCCCAGGAGCAGGGGCGACAGCAGGGGGUUUAACUUGUUUGCCCCAAGAAAUGCCCGCUGGGAUCCCUAAUUGCGGCGGAGCAUCAACUGGAGGAGGGGCAUCCUGUAUAACGGUCGACUCCGGUUGUGUUCAAAUCAGCUCGCAGUCUAUGGGAGGAGAACAGUGUCCUCCUUUAAACCAGGGGAUGACAGUUGGCUGUCCUGGGAUGGGAACUGAGAUGAUGCCGAUGCCGGGAACGACUUGUGUGAUCCAGGGCAAGGUUGUUGAGGGAUGCCCUAAUGUUACCACUGGUGGCGGCGUCUGUCCACCAUCCGGUGUCACUGGUACGACGCCUGGUCCCAGUCCUAAACCUGGUACAACUGGAAUCACUCCUGGUACAAAGCCUAAGAUCACUCCUGGUCCAAAGCCUAAGCCUGGCACAACUACCCCUGGCCCUACCCCUAAUAAGCCUGAUACAAAGAAACCUGGUCCAAAGCCUAAACCUACUUCAAGUGAGACAUUAUUAAUACAAUUGCUUUAACCUUAGAAUUUUUAACUUGCUUAAUCUACUUGCAGCAUCAUUGAUUAUUUGGAAUAAGGCUAUAUGUAUUAAAAAUGCAAUGAUUUGUAAUCACCCUAGGAAACAUGCAGCAAAUGUCUAUCGAAAGUGCGUUUGGCUUUACCGGGUAUCAUCAGUCGAAUGAAACUCUUCAGAAUGACUUUUGGUUCAGUCUUGAUAAUGUAAGAGUAAAAGCUAAGGAGCUAGUUCAAAGAUCUUUCAUCAUCAUUUAAUAACCCUCCACUUGAUCUAAUACAGUGGAUCCUCGAUUUAACGAAGAACCAAAGGACUGUCAAAAUUUGUUCGCUUUAACGAGAUUUCGUUACAUCGAGGUUCUUUUUAACAUAUUUUGCUAUUAUUGGGGUAAAGAAAAUCGUUCGUUGUAUCGAGUACUUCGUUAUAUCGAGGUUCUUUUUAAUAAAUUUUACUAUUAUUGGGGUAAAGAAAAUCGUUCUUUAUAUCGAGGUUCUUUGAAUCGAGAUUUCACUGUAGAAGGCGAUUUGCGGACGGACUGAAUAUGUUGGACUCCACUGACCAUUCCAUUAAUUAUAACUAUAUCUGAAGUGGUCACUUAAAAAUUAUUCCUCGAGCCCGAAUGGGCUCUGAGUUAAUAGCCCAUGAGGCCGAAGGCCGAAUGGGCUAUUGACUCAGAGGCCAUGAGGGCGAGAGAAAUAAUUGUUUUAGUAAAAUCCAACUAGUUGGUCAAAAAAAUCGAGAUAAAACAACUUUAGCUAGCAAAACGCGACGCAAAAGCCAUUGUUUUGCCGGCGCUUUUCGUUACUAGUGGGCUAUAACAUAUAGCCUAGUAGUAGCUCAACCAAUCAGAACGCAGCAUUGAUAAUAGACCACUAGGUUGGAUUUUCCUAAAAAAAGAUAUACAUAGCCUCUCAGAUCACCAGUUUUAAACUCUAUAUAGCAAUAUCAUCUGUCCUCUCCGGCAAACAGUGAGGAGUUAAAUAAAUGAUGAUACUGUAUAUGUUAAGCGGUGAGAUGAUAAUGACUACGAUAUGCUAUUUAAUUGUUUGUAGAAUGCAAGGCAAAAGUGGACCUAGGAUUUAUCAUUGAUGGCUCUGGAAGCAUAGAAAAUGCUGGUAAAGGAAACUUCAAAAAGGUUUUAAGCUUUGUCAAAGCUAUAACCCAAGCGUUUGAUGUAUCUAAAGAAGAAACCCACGUAGGAAUCAUAGUUUAUGACGAAAAGGCGGAGGUAAAACUAGUUUAGACUAGUUAAAGACAUAAUAGUCACAAAUACAUCGACAUAAUAUACAACUGUACAUACCAUAAUGACAAAAUAUUUUUUAACGCCUGAAUCAGCAGAUCCCUUGUCAGUCGUCAACGAAAUUUUCAUAAAUUUAUAUACUCAUAUAAAAGGUGGUUGAGUUUUUGCUCUUCUCGAGUAAAUAGGCAGCUCCUUACAUUACAGCUCUUAAGAUCAUGUGAAUAUUAUGGGAUUUGGUGCAGUUUUAUCAUGUAAACUGUUGGCCAUACUGCACCCUUAGAUUCAUGGUAACACAGUGAAAUGAUUGUAGAAAAGAAUUGCAAAUGAAACCUCUGUUAGCAUUAAGCGGCCACCUCCAUCAAGCACAGGGCUGCGGCUACCCUUCGCCCUUCCCAGUGAGUGUUCCCAUUAUGAUGAAGGAAAAUGCAGUCCGGAGGUAGAAGGUGACGACUUAUUAUGGAUAGUAAUGCCGCUCCGGUCGUAUGUUUGUUUCGAAAUAAAGUGUUAAGGAUUAUGCAAAAUUCUGAAGAACCUCUAUCGAGCUUACCCCGAGGGUGUAGUUAUUGCUGUAGUCAUUGCUUGUCUUUCUAAUGUCCAUGAAUACUAGCGGACAUCUAAAUAAAUAGCGUGGAGAGCGAAAAGGGAAGGGAAAAUACACUUGUUACUGGUUAAUCAGGAUACAUCGUGUUUCUUUAUCACAGCUUGUGUUGAAGUUUGAUGAGCAUGAUAAAAAAGCAGACGUUCUCUCCGCUAUCGACGGAAUCAAAUAUCCCGGCGGAGGAACAAAGACCGGGGCAGCGCUUAACAAAGCCAAGUCAGAAUUAUUUGAAAAAAGUGCGCGCGCUGGAGUUCCCAAUAUUGCCAUCGUCAUUACAGAUGGCAAGUCAAGGGACAGUAUUGGAGCUCCCGCACAACAGUUGAGAGACUCUGGCUGUACUGUGUUCAGUGUAGGAAUUGGAAAGAAUUACAAUGAGGAACAACUGCGAGAAAUGGCCACUGAUCCAGACUCACAACAUGUAAUGAAGGCUGAUUUUGAUGCACUUGAUACAAUUAUUGAAACCAUCGUGGGAAAUGCUUGUAAGGGUAGGUGCUCUCAGUAUUAAAAGCUUCUUGAGUUACGUUUUGACCUUUUUGAAGGGAGUGGAAUUGCUGAAAAACUCUGGCUUACAAAAGGAAAUACAAAGUCGCCCAAGAAAAGCAACGCAGCUUCUUCUCACGUUAAACAUAAAACAAAAAUAUAGUGACAGCUAAUUGGAGACUUGUUACAGGAGAUAAUCCUCCCUCGCUUAUUAGAACAUUGAACUGAAAUGUAUAGGAAUUUCCUGAGAGUUGAAUGAUGAUCAUAGAUCAUAGCUCAAAAGAAAUAAUAAUGAUGCAAAUUCCUCGUUACGGCAGAAAGGCGGCAUUUCGAGGCUAUAAUGGCCUCCAGAGUUAGUCGUCUGAAUAGAUACUUCUGGCUCCACUUGUUCAAAAAGUGCUGGUCAAUUUAUCCAGAUAAGAUAAGAUAAAGAGCAUUGCCUAAUAGUUAUCCAGUGGAUAGCGCCAUCUAACGUUUGAAACAACUGGCGCCCGAAUUUAUUUGUGUAAUCCGUUUCAGUUUCUCCCUUUGCCCUCGUACAUGCAAUUAUAAAGUAAUUGGUCUGUUUUGAUUUGGUUAUACAGGUGCAGGAGGUACAAUAGAGCAACCACGUAAGUUAAGUUUUUUAGAAUGAAUAAAAUAAACGAAAUUUUCUGAAACGUUUAGGACAGGUUCCUUUCUCUAUCACCACAUAGCUUUAGGUUAUGUUAAAUUGUGUUUAUAGGUUUGGUACUAUAAACGCGCAAAAAUGCCAUUAUCGUCCACUUCCGGAAGUUUUUAUGUUAAAAGUUCUAUAUAAGAGAUUCAAAAGCAUUUUGGUAUCUUGGAAAGUGAAGAUGAAUAUAAGCAACUAGUAAUUCUUUGGUCUUCUUUCUUUAAUUAUGCAAUUAUUUGAUUGUAUGCAAAAUGUAUCGGGGUUUAUAUCCAUUUUUAAAAGUAAAUUAUCGUAGUAGGUUCUUGUAAUUCCUCUUUGUUAUGUGCGUUGUCCUGCCCAGCCAUUGCAAGUUUUGAUGUAUUGCCGACUGAUUUGUUAUUAUCAUUAUUUUCACUGAUAUCAUAACCUUGUUGAUAUACAGCUAUUUCAAGAAAGGUUGUCGGAAAAAGUGCACGUGACAAUCCCGAAAGGUAUUGUGGGUGAUCUUGAGUUCACUGUUUUUCAAAGAAAUUUCAAAGAAUGGCACGAGAAACCAUGGACAUAUGUUUGCGAGUGCUAAAGGAAAGCAACAAAAGUAGAUUCGACAGCUACAGUGCCAGGAAAAGUGCAUUGAUCAUAUCCCAUAUUACCUUUCGGGAUUAUCGCGUGCACAGUUCUUCCGACAACCUUUCUCGAAAUAGCUGUAUAUCACGAAUUAAGAAGAAACACUCAGGUAUAAAAAUAAGGUCAGAAGAUUAAAAAACACAGUUAGGUCCAGGCCAAACGUCCAUUUUUUCAUGAGAAGAACCGUGAGUUAAGUUCAUGAUAUCUUCCUUCGUCCCGUGUAAGGGAAUCCGGAUUCCGCAAUCCGGAAAAGUUUUGCUUAAAGAGUCCAGAAUCCUGGGUUUUGGAAUCAGCAAUACAGCUCAAGGAAUCCGGAAUCCCACUAACGAUUGGAAUCCAGAAUCCUGCUGGCAAACACUGCAAUAGAGUACCUGGAAUCUGGAAUACAGCUCAAGGAAUCCGGAAUCCCACUAAAGAUUGGAAUCCAGAAUCCUACUGACAAACAUUGGAAUAGAGUACCUGGAAUCCGACAUCCACAGCGUGGAAUCCAGAAUCCAAGACUGUCCUUGAUUCCCUCACAUUGGGCGACAUGAAAAGUUUGACGUUGGGUUCAGUUAACGUCUGAAUGAGUUCUAUCCGUUUGCUUGAGACAGAAAGAACGUCUUAGAGUUUGCUUCGUCUCAUGAAAAGUUCGACGCUUGGCCUUAAACUUGAAAUUUUAACUGUUUCGAGGAGUACUAGUUCGUGUAAAUUAAAUUAUUCUAUUAGUAUGGGAUAAUUAACAAUUAUUCCUCGAGCCCGAAUGGGUCUGAAGGCCGAAGGCCUCAUGGGCUAUUGAUUCAGAGGCCAUGAGGGCGAGAGGAAUAAUUGUUUUAGUAAAAUCCAACUAGUAGGUCAAAAAUAUCGAGACAAAACAACUUUAGCUAGCAAAACGGGCAAAACUAGCCGCCACUGUUUUGGUUUUCAAAGCCGGCGCUUUUCGCUAGUAGUGGGCUAUAACAUAUAGCCUAGUAGUAGCUCAACCAAUCAGAACGUAGCAUUGAUAAUAGACCACAAGUCGGAUUUUACUAAAAGGCAAUACUUCAACCAAAGAUUAUACCUAUGUCACAUCUUUGAGGUUUAACGUUCUCUGAAAGCCUGUCCUUUAGCUCUUUUUGAAAGACCGCCUUUUAACGUUUAAGUUGAAAAAAAAUUCCUUCUUCCUAUGUAGCACCAUCAAUUACUUCCCCGCCUACACCACCAUCAACCAGCUUCCAAAAGACCAGUAAGUGGUUAUAAAUAUGAUAAACUACUAGCAGCUUAAAGAUUGUCUUCCCUUAUGUUUCCAGUUUCGAUUUAUAUACAGUACAACACCGGUAAACGAUAAUCAGUUCGAGUUACCGGGGGUUCGAGUUAUCGCCACUUUAAUAGGUGACGGUUUACUGGUUUUUCAGCAUUUCACUAUACGGUACAGUCCAAAUAAAACUUACUUUAUCAAAAACUGUAAUAUAUAUUGGGAAAUGCUUGUCAUAUAUGUGAUCUGUUCAAAUUGCUGUCAGUUUUAGGGUUCUUAGCGAUAACACUUUAAGACUGAGAAAUAAUGGGAUGGCAUGAGUGGUGGGUUAUGAGGGUAAAUUUUGAUCAAGGGAUACGAAAUUUAGUUCUGGUUAGCGGGGAAUCCGAGUUAUCCCAGUACGAGUUAACCGAGUGAAAUGACUGAAAAGUGGGGCGAAAUCCCAGGGAAAUAGGACUUCGAGUUUCCCGGUUUGCCGGGGUUCUAUACUGUACAUAAGAAAAAUGAAAUAAAAAUAUGGUAUUAAGUAAUGGUAGCACAUGUCCACUGUCCGUGUUUCCCUACCAUAUUUCUCUCAAUUAAAUAUUCUUAAUUUUUACAAUGUACGGGGGAAACACAGCAGGACAGUUUAGCUUAACACGGAAGUCGUAUAGACAGUAACUACACUCAAGAGAGCUCAUUGUACUUUUUAAAGUUUUUUAAGAUAGUGAAAAAUUGAAAAUAGAACGACCUUGGUAGCUAGAAUUUUCCAGUGACAUUGUUUAUUACGUCGUAGAACAUAAGUUCUUAGUAGCUGCAGCGUGGUCAUUCAAAUGUAAUUUUCAUGGUCCUUUUUUUUGCUUUGCGCCUUUUUAAAAAAAAUUUUCUUGACUUUUUCCUACUUUCAGGAGCAAAGGAGUUGGGUGUGUGGGCAAUAAUUAUUUUUACAUUUGAAUCGAUCCAUUGCAGCGUAGCAGCUGUCUUGAAGCUUUUGAAUAUUGUUGUUUUCUUACACAUGAAUUGAGAGGGGACAGAAGCGUUAUAUGAUUCAAUUUAGGCACUGAAACAAAAGUACGAUACAUAAAGGGGAAAAAAGACUGAAUCGUGAAAGAGGAAAAGCGUAGGGACUUGACUGCAACGGAGGUAUCAGCUGAUGAUGCUUGCGCUUUAGCCCCUUUAAAAGAAUGUUUAACAUUAUUGACGUCAAAAAACCACUUUCUGGCAGGAUGCAAAGGCAAAGUAGACAUUGCUGUUCUGCUGGAUGGCUCUGAGAGAAUCGACUACCAGCAGGCUGGAAACUUUAAAAAAUGCCAACAAUUCUUGAAAAGUUUCUUUAGCUCUUUCAACAUAGCCAAAGAUGGCACACGAGUAGGACUUGUGUUGUUUUCCAAAACUUCUGAAGUCAGAUUCGAUUUCGAGAAGUAUGCUGAUACGAAGUCUAUAACAGAGGCUAUUGACAAGAUACCGUAUCCCAGAAAAGGUACUAACUGUGGAGCUGGUCUUGAUAUGGUGCGCACUAAUCUGUUUGAGGCGAGCGCUAGACAAGGAGUAAGGGACGUACUCCUGGUUAUCACCGGUGGAUCCUCUCAGGUAAGAAGUGUUCUAGGGUCUGUGGUGGUGGAUGAGUCGUGGGGGAGGGGGUAGGAUACUCAACAAACCUUUCUACGGGAAGCUUCGCUUACGCUUUUAUAUAACUCUUUUGACCAAAAAGGUACCCCUUUCCAUUAACCUACGAAAGCGUGAUGAACGACAUUGACUACCUUUUCCCUUGUGUAAUCUUUAAACCUUUUAAAAUACUUUUUACCUGUAUAAGACAUUUAAAGCAGCUCUUCAAGAUUGCUUGAAUAAAUUCCCAAAUGGCAAUUAUCCGUAAAGGUCUCUACAACACAACUCAAGAAAUUCCUACCCUCUUACAUAAUCUAACCCUUACAAAAGGUGCAACAUUUGAGAGAAUCAUCAUAAUCAUUCUAAUCAUCGUCAUCAUCAUUAUCAUCUUCAUCAUCAUCAUAAGUCAUCAUUAUGAGCCUUUGGAUACAGUCGUCUCUCAUUGGUCACCGAACCAAUCGCCCUUCUCGAGCGGUGAGAGACGUCAAGCUGUAACUGCCGGCUAAUACAUCAUGAUCAUGAUCACCAGUAGCAGGAGCAUCAAUAACAGCAUCAUCAUCUUCACAAUUUGUUGCUAAAAUCGUCAUUAUCGUAACAUCCAUCGUGAUAAUCAGCUGCUUAAAAAAGAAUAGUCACAAUUUGUUUCUUUUGUGGAGCAAAGGAUGACAUACAAGCACCUUCAAAGAAGCUGCGAGACAUGGGAGUGACAAUUUUCUGCUUAGGACUUGGAAAAGAAUACCAAAGAGACCAACUAGGACAGAUGGCAACGGAUCCAGAUUCCAAAUUUGUUCUAACAGGAGACUAUAGCGAGAUCUUCGGCUGGUUACCCAAAUUAAAGAAGAUAUGUUGUGAAGGUGAGAGUGAGUAAGCUGAAGAGCAACACAGUUGCACCGACGAAAAAAUUUACUUUACCGUUUGAAACCGAUUGUCCCUUUAAAUUCGCAGAGAAGGAAUAAAAUUAGAGGAAGAGGGGUGAAAGGUUAUGUCAGUGGUAGUACCAUUGGCUUGAGGGCCAUAGCUGUCGAUUAGUCUACACGUAAAAACUCUUCCUCUCGGUAAAAAGAUGCAGAUCCAAACUUUCCUACAAUGGACCUUAAUGCACCUUGUUUACCUCCCCCCCCCCCGGAGCAUGGGGCCUCCUGGCCCUCUCCUCUCCAGUUUACCGUCGCUAAGUUUAUUUAGAUGUUACAAAAAAGUAAUACAUUCCAGAGGCACUACCCAAUAAAAAAUGACAAAUUGUGUGGAUUGGUACCACUUCGGAUGAUUUAAUCUCAAAUUACCUUUAACAUGGCUACUGCCUUAACUUUUUGUGGAUUCCGAGGGGGGCGGGUCAGACAACUUUUCUGAACUACCGCCCCAUUAUUUGUUGUUCAACGGAUUUUUUGAUACUUGCUAGGGGUUUAAGCGAAUCUGUGCCGCACCUAUAAAGCGAGUUUCUAGUACCUUUAAUUUAAGUUUUUUUUAGUAUGUUUUUGAGCUUUUUAACAAGCAACGCCGCCAUUUUUAUACUAUAAAAAAAAGGUUUAGGGAGAGGGAAUCUUUGCUAACAGAACAGUUUCCUAACUUCUCAACCUUUUUUUUACAGCGGCUGGGGGAACAUUAACAACAAUUGCAUCUAAAGGUAUUUAGUUAUAGAUAAAUGCAACAAUUCUCUAUUUUGAAAGUUUUUGUGAUCUUGAAAUUUACUAAAUGGAUUCCUUUGAGGCUCUAUUUCGUUCAUUUGGCUGAGGUACACCAUUAAAAGAGACUUAUAGACACUCCAGUGCCCUUCCAUUUCUUGCAAUCCAUGCAGCUAGCAGUUAAGACAGUUGCUUUGCUAAAUUCUAGAAAAGUUAGUUACUGAGCUUUUCUUAGGUAUUGUUGCCCUCUUUAAUAUGGACGUUACUAACCUACUUAUUUCCUUACUUAUUUACACUUGCCUACAUACUUCCUUAACGGCUUAUUUACUUACUUACUUUCUUUACAUACUUGGUAUACCUAUUAUUGCUUAUUAUUACUUAUUUACAACUACUUCCCUACCAACCAACUUAGUACUUACUUACUUACAGAACGACCUUUGUGGAGUAAUUCUCAUGUCGUGGCAGCUGUUUGGACGAAAUAAUUACUUACUAUAUGUAUCUGUUCGCAGAAUGCAAGGCAAAAGUUGACUUAGGAUUUGUUAUUGAUGGCUCGGGAAGCAUAGAAGAUGCUGGUAAAGGGAACUUUAAAAAGGAGUUAAACUUUGUCAAAGGCAUCACACAAGCCUUUGACAUAUCUAAAGAACAAACCCAUGUAGGAAUCAUUGUCUAUAAUCAGGAAGCGAAGGUAAACUCACUUGCGAGAUAAAUCUGAUACAUUCGACUACUUAAAACUAAAUCCUUUUAAAAUUCAUCUUGUUAAACACACUACAGUCAAACCUCUUUAAUAUGGACACCAAAGAGACAGAACCAAUUGUCCGCUUUACAGAGGUGUCCGUAUUAUAGAGGUAGGGAAUGCAUGAUUUUUGGCUUUUCUGGGACAGAACGAACUGUCCGUUAUGGAGGGGUGUCCGUAUUAUAGAGGUGAGACUGUAUAUUAUUUCUUUAUCGCAGCACGUAUUUGCAUUUAUCAUGGACAACACUUGUUUGUAGUAAUAUAAUUUCAGAUAUAUACAUGUAUAUGUACUUAAUAUACGGUAACUCGAACUCUGAAGUGAAACAAAAAAACAGUUCGAGUUAGCGGGGAAUUCGAGUUAUCCGAGUUCGAGUUAUCGAAUGUUCCAUUAUAUAUAAAUAGUUUGUUUCUUAACAGAUGUAAGGCUAUGUUCUACUGGAAAUGCUGUUAAUAAACUUUACUAUCAUCAUCAUCAUCAUUAUUAUUAUAUUCGCCUUGGUUUUGCAAGGUCGAUUAAACAGUAAACGUAUGUAUGGUGGGUUGUGAAAAGUGAGUAUUUUUGAUUUGUUGCACUAACUUUCCUUGUUGCGAUUCGUGGUCGCUGGCAUCCACACUUUAGAAAUAAAAAAUCUGUUAUCACGGUCUGUGGAAUCGAUGGACGUCUGAUGAGAAUGACCUCUUUUACUCCGAGUGUACACCCGAGUGAAUCUCCACUCUACACGGCUUAAGUUAACUCUAUGGCGCGAAAAUCUGCGAAAGGAGUUAACUGGAGGUACACUUGUAUCUCACCAAAGGUAAAGUAGAUGUUUAUGCUGUGGACUAGUAACCAUGGUAACAAAACGAUGCUUCUCUUCUGUAGGUGAUAUCAGGACUCGAUGAGCAUUAUACAAAGUCAGAAGUUCUGUCCACCAUCGAAGGAAUCAGUUAUCCUGGCGGUAAUACAAAUAUUGGAGCAGCCCUCACCAAAACUAAGUUGGAACUCUUAGAGAAAAGUGCUCGUGCUGGAGUUUCCAACAUUGCCAUCGUCAUUACAGAUGGCAAAUCACAGGAUAACAUUGAGGCCCCAGCGCAACAGCUGAGGGACUCUGGUUGUACUGUGUUUGGUGUGGGAAUCGGCAAUAAAUACGAUAAGAAACAACUUCAGGCAAUAGCUACGGAUCCAGACUUGCAACAUGUAUUGGAGGCCGAUUUUGAUGCACUUGAUUCAAUUAUCGACAAGAUCGUAGAAAUUGCUUGUAAAGGUCGGUGCUCACAAUUUAGCGUUUUAGCCAUUUUAGGAAGUAAACGUUUGUUUAGCAAAUGCAAUCCUCCUUUUUUUUAAAAAAAUCGAGAAUAUCUGGCAAUAACAUGGCUUCACCCUGCAUGCAAGAUCUCCAAUUCGCCGGGAAUGGCGGGAGGCGAGGGGUCAGGCUGCACACGAGUUGCUUGCCUCGGAGAAUCUUAGUAUCCCCGCACUAAUUUAUCGCGGGUCAAUUGCAGAUUUCCUUCGACCCUUUAUCUUCUUGCAAGUUCCAAAUGGAGAGCUUGUAUUUAGGCAUAAGCAUAAGGUAAUUUUUUUUUAUGGGAGGAUUUCUCCCCUUUCUAUAUUUGUUGUUUGUACUGCUAUAUGUUUUCUCAAGCGCAAGAUGCCUUCUGAUUUUUCUUACACAGAUGUAGGAGGGAAAAUACAGCAACUGGGUAAGUUAGUUUUUAAAGAGUAAAUAAAAAUCCAAGAAAGCGCACUCCAUCCAUCUACAUCUAAUGUUGGUUUAUAGAAAAUUAUUUUAGAAUACUUUGGCAUACACUGUAAUUCCAAGCUCAUUUAAUAAAACAGUGUCAUUUUUGAAGCAAAAUCAGAAUCAAAUUCUGCGUUAUUAAAUUGCAUAGAAAUGAUGAGGCUACUGAUUCAGUUCUUAUCCUUACACUGGUCAUAACGUGACAGUAAAAUUUCAGGCAAACCCUGAAACCUAAUGCUAGACAGCUGUUUGCAGCUUUGCAGUGACUUUUUUCUUCUUAUUUGGUUUGCUUUGCAAAUGGCAUAAACAGGACUUAUGACUGAGUCCGGAUUGAAAUGUUCACGCAGACUGGUUGGGCAUGUGAGGAACUGGCCUCAGGGAGUUUCAAUCGCGUCUAUUGAAGUUUACAAACUAAUUAACUUUACACAUUAUUGUGAGUUGAGCCGAUGAAAAUCGUAGCUGUGAUUGCAAUAUCUUUGCAUUCGGACAGAGUUCUUUUCUUAUCGUUUAGGUGGAGGAGGCGGUGGAAGUAGCUCAAAGCAUAUAUCUAUCAAAGGCGGAAAAAGUGGUGGCAGCUCAACUUCCGGAGGAAGUAGUUCCAAACUUAUUAGCAUUAAUGGUGGAAGUAGUGGGAGCAGUUCUGGAGGAAGUAGUUCUGGAAUUAUUACAAUGAAGGAAGGUGGCAGUAGUUCAAGCUCGUCGAUUCGGAUAUCGUCUGGAAAAAAGUUGAUAACCAUUGGGAAGAAAAUCACUUCGGGUAGUACAUCGAAAGGUUCUACAAAGCAAGGAGACCCCUUGUCUAUCACAGUGGACCAGGAUACAGACAAGCUUGCCCAAGAAAAUCUGUGGUCGGGUAGUCUACUAGGUGUGUCUUUCAAUGGCAAUAAUAUGAUGAUAAAUAACAAUAGUAGGUUUUUAUAAGACUAUAAUCCACUCCCUCCAGUGAGGACAAUAACAAAAAGAAGGACGAUGAAUAUUAUAUGGUUUAUGCAUGAUAACGACGGCUAAGAGACCAGAAAACGUCGCAUUUCACGUGUCCAAUGUAAUACAAAUGAGCUAGAACAAUCGAUUUUCCUCAUUAUUAUUAAUUUUGGCACAUGCCAAACGCGACGUAGUUUGAAUUGGGCCUAAGAUGAUGGUGAUGGUGAUGGUGACAUUGAGAAUGAUGUUGAAAAUUAUUACCAUAAUAACUCACAAAGAUGAUGAUAAAGAAAGAAGACGUGGAUGAUGCUGAUAAUGAUAAUGAAAAUGAUCCUUUUACCGCGGCAGGAUUAGCUCAGUCGGUAGAGCGCUUGACUGCAGAGCGGGAGGUCGCGGGUUCGAUUCCCGGGGCCGGACCAAUACUCAGGGUCUUAAAAAUAACUGAGAAAUGAAGGUACUUCCUUUGCCCUGCAGGCGGCUGGACCUUCGCGUGGCUCGGAUGACCACGUAAAAUGGCGGUCCCGUCUCCAUUAGGAGACGUAAAAUAUAUGAGGGCCACAAGUUUAUUAGCCUUUGGCUAUUAAGUGCUACCCUCUUUAAAUAAAGGCUAUUUUUAUUUUUAUUUUUAUCCUUUUAAUGAUUACUAUAAUAGUUACCAUAACAAUGAAGAUGAUGAUGGGGAUAAUAAUGACACUGAAGAUAGUGUUGCUAUUGACAUGUGAUGAUAAUAAUUAUUACGAUACUAAAUGUUACACACGUAUCGUGAAUGAAAGCCAUGCAAAAUUCCUGAUAAAUGAUUGUAUAAAAGAGCUGAUAAGUUGGAAUUACUUUUUGAAAAGACAACCAAUCAAACAAGCAAGUUUGAUAAUCUCUUUCAUUCUAUGAUUAACAGGUUCUGGAGUCUGCAGGGAGAAGGUUGACUUGGCAUUUCUCAUUGAUGCUUCGGGAAACAAGGACUCUAAUGGACAGCAAAACUUCAAAACAAGUCUAGAAUUUGCCAAAGCCAUUGCAAGUAUGUUUGUGAUAAACCAAGUGGAAUCCCAUAUCGGAUUCGUCGUAGUCUCCACUAACUCUCAAGUCGUCCUCAAUUUCAAGACAUAUUUUGACCAAAAGAGUGUGGAGAAUGCCAUAGAUGAUAUACAGUAUAUGGGAGGUGUUACUGACGUUGGUACCGGACUGGAACUUGUUAAGACCGAACUAUUUGAUUCCUCCUCUAGACAAGAAGUGCCUCGUAUUUUAAUUGUCGUAACAUCAGGAAAAUCAACUAAGGACGUCAUAGCUCCUUCAAAGGCUCUUAGAGAUACUGGUGUCACCGUGUUUUGUGUUGGAGUUGGAAAUAAUUUCAACCAAACUGAACUCGACGAAAUGGCUACAGACCCCAUUACUAGUCACGUGUUUUCAGCAGACGUCACUCAGAUGGGACUCGUUGUAAAGGCAAUUAAAGGCAAAGUCUGUCAAGGUGCGUAGCUGGCGGGAGUCUUGUGCCCAGGGUGCCACCAGCAAACGCAGGCUACUGAAAGCCCUGAUCUUUGUAGAAAGAAAUUCGUCCUCUUCAUACUUGAUUUCACAAGCAAAAAAUUUUUUAUAAUGCACAUAAAUAAGUGCAUAUAGAGUAUAUUACAUGACUCUAAAUAAUUGAGGCUUUUGAGUGCAAUAUUAGGGCCGUUUAUACGAGAGAAAAUGAGCCGCGGCUUACUCUGGCCGCGGCCUACAUAAGACGCGAAAGGAACCAUUUAUACGAGUACGGCUUAUAUUAGACGCGAACUGCUCGUAUAAAUGGUUCACGGCCUAGUUCGCGGCCAGGUUGUACUUUUAAUAAGCGUAGAUUUAAAAUUAAAAUCGGAGAACUUACGCUUGCCGAAGUAACGCAGACAUCGAGCUGUCCCGGAAUCUCAAGCUCGCUGCAUAUGGGCAGGAUUUGUUUUUCUUCUGGGGCACUCCACACAUUUCUUUUUUUUUUUACAUGAAUCUCUAUCCGCCAUGUUCCACUUUGUAAAUGUAAACAAAACUCAUUUUCCCGCCACUGCAACGCGCAUCUCUCCGCCGUAAAGGUCUGGGAUAUAAAUGAAAACAGAGCACGCGCAGCAGUCGUUCACGGCUUCAGCAAGCCGCGGACAACGUUUCAGUGCAAUUAUACGAAUACUUUCACGUCCAAGGUAAGCCGCGGCUUGGAUAAGCCCAUUCCAAAACCCCUCGGCCAGGAUAAGCCGCGGCUUGUGCUGGCCUUGGGUUGAAUAAGCCGUGAACAUAGAUUUUGUACCAUUUAUACGGGGUGUUCGCGUCUUAUGUAAGCCGCGGCUUAUUUUCUCUCGUAUAAACGGCCCUAUUGUGCAAUCUAAUGUAAGGACAUAUAAUUGAUUAGUCGGUUAGAAAAUCUCAUUUAAAAUUUUAUUUUGCUUUUUUUCUAUAAGGCAACAUUCGACCAGUGGCCAUGUUUCCAUUGAACACCCGCUACAAGGCGAGGGACGUCAUUGGAGGAAAUCCCCCCGGGAUAACGAACCUAGUGAUAACAGCGGCGGGUCCGGACGGCCACGAAGGUGGUGCGCUUUCUUUCCUUGGGAUACCGGAGAGCUACAUCGAGUUUCCAAAUGACGGAAAACUUGAUACAAAGGACUCCUUAACGAUUCUCGCGUGGAUUUUCCCCGAGAAGGAAGGACCAAUCUUCAACUUUAAGACAGAUGGAUGGGGAGCGAAUCUGUGGCUAGCACAAUCAAGAAAGUUAUUCGCUCAUUUCGUGGAACGAGGCCAGCACAAAAUCAGCAAAGUGGAACCGUUGCAAAGUACUAAAGUUAUUCCAAAUCAGUGGAAUUUUGUCGGUGCCACUUACGACCACACUACUGGAGCAGCUGGUUUGUGGAUAAACGGAAAGUUUGAGGAUUCCAAAAACUUGGGUCAUAUUGAACUCGCAACCAAUUAUAGCAUUAGAAUGGGAGCUCGGGAUGGGGACAAAAGAAAUUAUCAAGGUCGUAUCUCGUGUUUGCAAGUUUACGAUGUAUCGUUGACGGCUGACCAGAUUAAUAAUGCGAGAGAUAAUUGUAAACCUUAUGAGGAAAAGUGA
Messenger RNA from Porites evermanni, 18110 nucleotides. Lineage: Eukaryota; Metazoa; Cnidaria; Anthozoa; Scleractinia; Poritidae. The record is from the annotation of a GenBank genome assembly.